AUGCCGAGCUUUCUCUCCAAGCUUUUUCGCAAGAAAAAGGGGCCCGAUGAGGGCUCCACCAACGCUUCCAAGGGGAGCAGCAAGAAGAGUCGCAAGUCCAAGAAGAACAAGAAAGUAGACAACAAACAACCCACGGCACCAGUUGCACCAGCUUCUAGUGCCAAAAAGGCCGUGCAGCAGCACGCAAAACAACCAUCACCACGACAACCAGUGAGUAAUAGUAGCAAUGGAGCAGGUCCUUUCAGCAGUGGCAACAAUGAGUCACGCGUCCUGUCGCCACACAACCAAGUACCAAACCUCAUGGAACGUGCCAACAAUGAGCCAGGACCUCACACAAUGGCUGGUUCACCACAUCAUCAACAAGUAAAACAGCACAAUUCGCCUGUUACCAAUAGCCACAGCAAGGGUUGGGGAGGCCCAGUGGACCUUGAUGAAUCCGAUUUGGGCAGCGACACUGACGAGAACCAAGUACAAACCACCCGAAAUGGACACAAUCAUCCUGUUCAGCAGCAACAGCAGCAGAGACUUAGUGUCCAGCAGCUGCAUCGGUUUGAUAUGCAGCACCAGAAGCGCGAAACACCUUCUCAUCAGUUCUACAUGCCAAAGGAUGAACCUGCUAGGUUCUCGGCGGGUCAUGUCCCAGUAGUAGAUGAUAUGAACCGAUCGGAUGCCUCUUCUUCCUCUUUUAACCUAUCCACAGAUGCCGAGGACACGGAAUACGAGGCUCUCAAAAGACGUGGAGUAGUUCCAAACCCUACAGUCCUCGACUCGUCUCAUUUGUCUGGUGUGUCAUCCCCCACCAACUACAACACGGAUGGGGACAACUCCAUUUUCCCUGCACUGCAAACUGACGAUGAAGCAACUUUGGCGGAUCGAGACUCUAGAGCUGAUGGCAUUCUACCAGCAAAGUCACCAGGUGCAAAUAGCGACGAUGCUGGAGGAGCCUUGCGAAUGAAUGCACAAGGCAUCUCCUCGUCUUCAUCCUCCAGUCAGCAGAAGCAUGCACAGCUUGGUCGUCUAUCAAAAAGCGAAGAUGAAGAUGAGCGUGCAUGGACCGUCAGUCCAACAAAAGAUGGGGCGAACCCGUUUCCGUUUCAUAACCCAGCCUCGCCUACCCCGAGACGCAAUUUCACGUCACCAAAGAUGGCACGUUCUCCGACAAGCUUCACGAACCCGCCCUCUGCCACCUCCCAAAAUGACACCAGCAAUGAAUUCGCAAAUUUUGCUGAUUUCAGCAACGUCACCUUUCCGGCAGACACGGAAUCCUGGGGUGCUCCAAAGUCCGAAAGAGUUGCUGUCGAUGGGUCUCCGCCACCCGUUUCUCCCGGCAGGAAGACGCAUCGUCCAUCCAACUCAGCAGCUGACAUGACACUCUCGGACAUUCUUGCGCAAGCCAAGGGCAAACAUGCCAGCACAGGUGGAGGCGGAGGAAGAAGUACUGGCAGUGGUGGAGGCGGAGGAGGCAAUCGUCGUGUGUCGGCUUCCUCCGUCAAUUCGGCACCAGCAAUCACUGCCAAGUACUUGCGACAGCACCAUAACCUCAGACCCGUUCGGCCCUCUGGUGAUCAAGAUGGAACCACUCCAGUGUCGGAUAUUAUUGACAGUUUGGAGAUGGCCAAUGCAUCCAGAGCCUCGCAUCACAGCACGGGCGGAGGAAGCAGCAAGUCCGUGACACAGCCAUCUUAUCGUGAUUCCUCUCGCUCAGCCAAAGAUCGUAUGCGAGAUCGUCGCCGCAGAGGUGAUAAAGAGUACUCCUCUUCCCGCCGACGAGGAGAUCCCAACCACCCAACCGAGUCCUCUGAUGGUUCUGAUCAGGAGGCCUCUGAGUCCUGGUUGUUUGAUGAAGUCACUGGAGCACUGGGCCCCCGAGGGAUAGCAGCUGAUUUGGAGUCGCUCAGUGGACGAUCCAAAUCCUCCAGUGGCAAUAAGUCCCACAAGUCUCAUCGAUCGCAUCGCUCUCACAGAUCUCAUGGUAGAUCACGCCGCCGCAAGUCUAGCAAAAAUCACCAGCAUCCUUCCUCUGGAGAAAGUGUGGACAGUCGCGGCAGUCGACACAGCAGAGGUAGCCGCUACUCUCAUCGCUCUACUCGAUCCUACUUGUCUCAGAUGUCGGAGCAAAGCCGCAGUGUUGCCAAUGAUUUGUUGCGUCUGGAGAUGCAGCUAGCUAUGGUUGGCUCACAAGACAACAACGCAGCAACUGCUACGGCCGCUGCUGGAUCUUCAGCAAGUGUGGCAUCGCGAGCCAGUCGCAAGAGUCGUUCUUCCGCUCGGCGUACCGUUGCUAUUGCUCGUCGAAACAAGGUGACAAUUCAGGCACCGCCGGGUAAGUUGGGUAUCAUUCUUGCUAACAAGGCUGAUUCCAAGGGGACUGUCGUCUCGGGAGUUAGAUCUUCUAGCGUCUUGUCGGAGAAAAUCUCCCCAGGAGAUCGAAUUGUGGCUAUUGAUGGUGAAGAUGUCAGUCUCAUGACCGUGUCAGAGAUCACCACUAUCAUGGCACGCAAGAGUGACUUUGAAAGAACUCUGACAGUUUUGACGACACCAAAACACUUGAGCAUGCCGAGCAGCUCUUCGUCGGGUACCCAACCUUCGGCAGCUGACGGUGCAAUGCGCAACGGUGGGAUGUCCUCGCCAAGCAAAUCAUCAACGAAAGACUAUGACUCAUACCACAAUCACAAUCGGUACAGCAAUAGCGGAAGGUGA
Molecule: messenger RNA, 2700 nt
Organism: Seminavis robusta
Lineage: Eukaryota; Bacillariophyta; Bacillariophyceae; Naviculales; Naviculaceae
Source: the annotation of a GenBank genome assembly